AUGUCUUUCCUCUUCAUCAAUCAUCACAACGUACAGGCCAUUUCCCCAUUUCUGACUUCUCCAUCUCCAUUAAUGGAGAGGCCGCUCAUCGUAGUAUCAGACUCAGAGGUUCGUCUAGACUUUAUGCUCAAUUUCAAAUGCCGAGCCAACGUCCGCCUCAGGUCUCUCUCCGCCACUACCCCAAUAGCAUUCAAGACCACAAACCCAUCUCCCAUCCUCUUUCCCUCGUUCUCCCUCCGACCGUUUCCUCCCAAUUCAUCCGAUUUGACUAACCCCGAUUCUCUCAACUCAUGGUUCUCUUCCCUUCCUCUCUGGUCAACUCAAGAUUUUAAGCUCAAGGUUGCCUUCGUCGGUCCGUUUCUUCUCCGGCACGCUGUCAGCAGUGGGGAUGUUAACUCUGUGAAGAAUAUAAUAAAGAGGCAGAGGUCGAUACUUUCUGAGUUGUCACCGAGAGAGGCUGAGUCGCUCCUUCGAGUUGCUACUGAGUUGGCUGACCCUGAGGGUAUGGUGAACUUACUGCUUGAAGCUGGGUUGAAGAUUGACGCACGGGCGAAAGCGGAUGAUGUGGGCUUUCAUCAAAUGGACGCAAAGUGGCAAUCCAAAGGCUGGUGCGAGCUGCACGUGGCAAUAGCAUUUGAUCGGACGGACGAAGUUUUGGAUUCAUUGGAUAGUUUUGGGCCAUUGGAUUUGAGAGAUAAAGAAGGAAGGACACCGUUGCAUUUGGCGGCAGGUAGAGGGAAUAUCAAGUGCGCUAGGGUAUUGGUGGAAUCCGGUGCAGAUAAGGAUGCUAAGAGCAAAGAUGGCUGGACUGCACUGUAUAGAGCAGCGGCAAAUGGUGACCAUAAGAUGGUAGAGAUGCUAAUUGAGAUGGGUUCUGACCCCACAAUCGCAGAUAAUCAUGGCCGUUCAGCUUUUGAUGUUGCUCGGGACAAGGGACAUCUAAAUAUAGUCACAAACUAG
Messenger RNA from Manihot esculenta (cassava), 960 nucleotides. RefSeq names its product protein VAPYRIN-like. Gene Ontology annotation, molecular function: protein binding. Lineage: Eukaryota; Viridiplantae; Streptophyta; Magnoliopsida; Malpighiales; Euphorbiaceae. The transcript has 2 exons. The record is from RefSeq and is a predicted model, not a curated record. Bases 1 to 960 code for a protein of 319 amino acids.